Messenger RNA from Phytomonas sp. Hart1, 1809 nucleotides. Lineage: Eukaryota; Euglenozoa; Kinetoplastea; Trypanosomatida; Trypanosomatidae. The record is from the annotation of a GenBank genome assembly.
AUGUCGCAUCGCCAUGUUACUGUUUGGAAUGAAACCCAUAACAACAUCCAUGAUCGAAAUCAGUCCUUUACGGUAGUAAUCGAUCCCAUGACAUGCAUGCUUCGUAUUCCCAUAAAUCAUAUCCAAAAAACCCGCGCACAGAAUCGAAGUGGGCUGCCCUCACUCUGCCAGCUUUACUUGAACAAUCGUUGUCGUCAAGGGUCCAAUUGUUUUCAAAUCCAUGCUGAUUAUCAUGUCGUCAUGAAAUUGCGGGAUGAAAUAGGCAAAUUGCCGCGGUGCUGUAUGGCUCAUGGUGAUACAGACCGUAUUGGCUUAUUUAACCCCGGGACUCGAGAACUACCUUUGGAUCUCUCGAAUGACAAAGACAAUACAAAAAUGGAUGGUACUCCAGGUAAUGACUCUGGAGAAACUCGUUCCAUCACUUACACUCCACAAUAUGCGCUGGAGGAUAUGGUAUUGUACAUUCCAGGGUAUUUUAUGAACUCAGGUUACAAAAAUGAUGCUGACGAUGGAUCUUCCUACAUUCCAAUCAAAUAUUGCAGCUAUACACUAGCCCUUCGGCGCCUAUUGGCAGAGGUUGACAUGCUGGAGACCCCUCCCCUUCGAACAAUAAAAAAUGGCGACAAACCGAAGGUAGUUUUGGAUGCCAGUAAUACAAUCCUUUGCCGUAUGCACGUAAUGGAUCGAUGUCUUUACGCGGAGGAAUGUAAGUUCCUACAUUUGUGCAAAAGAAUCGUAUUUAUAAACCCAAACUCGAUUCACACAAUAGGAAUAUCGGUAGAUCAUAGACAAUUCAAUAAAUCACCAUGCAACAUCCACUACCCUCACAGCCAUCACCAUUACAAUACAGCGUUUCCAAUGCCCUAUGCGGACGAUAUGCACUUUAACUUCGUGAACCAGCGCGGGUGGCGGAACUCCGGCGACACCUUCUACCCUCCUUUCCCCAACGACGCCGCACCGAAAUAUAAAGAGCAUCGACACGCGAGGCCAUACUACAUGUGGAAUGUUGAUAACGCACGCCCCUGUAAUACUGGCGCCUAUAUGCAGGAAUCCGGUUGUGAUACGAGCCCCUCCUUUUCUACCUUACGAUUCAGGCAAAAACACUUUCGGAGGCUGUUAAUCCCCGGCUGUCGAUCCUCCGAGCCCAACAACGAUGAAGCCACCGCCAUGGCUAGGAUCCCCCCCCCUCAACAUACCGCACCCCAGCCUUCUUCGCUCACCCAACGGGUCUCCCAGCCUCACUCGAUUGACAGCUGCCCCGACACGAACUUCACCGCCUCCUUAUCCACACUCGUCAAUGACAAGAUCCGGGUGUUGACCGAUGGCCCGACCCCGGGCACCCAGUCCGGCACCUCCGACUCCUCCAAGAUGAGCCACGAAAACGGGCACAAAAACGAGUCCAACACCUCCCUGUUUAACUUCUCCGGGGCUGUCUCCUUUGGCCUCCCGCGCGACCCGUUACUGGAGGUGAAAACCACCCCCUCCCGGCCCCCGGAGGGUUUCAGCAAGUCCUGCCCGGAGCCCAGCCAGUCUAACGACUUCGGCCUGAACCUUCCUAACCCACUUUCACUCGAUACCGAGGGUGUGAUACGCAACUUUCAGUACCAGAACUACAACAAAGACCUCACCCACGAACCCUUAGAGAAGCCCGCCACACAACCGAAGAACGUCCCUUGCUGGCAACACAACCCAUACACCGGCGUGAUGCUUAACGGUAUUAAUUUGUUUUGUAAGGAUAGCAACGUAAUGAGCUCUAAUAAUAAAAAAAAAAACAAUGAAACUAUUCCACUUUAUGUAGGAAAUUUUUAA